AUGACUAAAAACAUUGAUAGGUUAUAUGAUAGAUCUGUGAGCUUCUAUGAGCCGGUUAAAAAUAGGUCACCAAAUGCUAUAGUCUUUAUCCAUGGUGGUGCCUGGAUAGAUGAAAAAAAUACACCUAAUGACUUUGAGUUUCUAUGUGGAGCAAUGUUGAACAUGUCGGACAAUGAUUUGGAUUACGCUAUGUAUGGGAUCACAUACCGAUUGUCACCCACGGUAAAACAUCCUACGCAUAUUUGUGAUGUAAUUGAGAAUUUAUAUAGACUGAUCAAGGAUAAAGGUAUUAAGAAAUUACAACUGGUGGGACAUUCUGUUGGGGCAACAUUGGCAUGGCAAGUUGCUACUGCUACUGCUACCAAUGAACUAUGUUCGUCAUCAGAAAAGUUAAUAUAUGUUCAGUCGUGUCUGACAGGUUUGUAUUUGAUCGACGGAAUAUUCUCCAUUUCUGAAUUAUUGGAUGAGUAUCCGGAAUACAUAUAUUUUGUGUCUCAGGCCUUCCAAAAUAAUGGCAAAGAGUUUGAGGAGCUUAGCUAUUCAAUCAAGAGGCUUCCAUGUUGGAUUUCCUAUAUUCAUUUGCUGCACUCAUAUAAGGACGAAUUGCUGACACUACGCCAGCCCAGAUACAUGGCCGAUCUUUUGCAAGAGAAUGCAAUCCCCUACAUUAGUUAUUUCAGUGAUAUGGGAUUGCAUAAUGAAGUUUAUGAAAAUCCAAAAUUGGCAAGAUAUUUAUUGGAUAAUUUAAAAUUUACAUAG
This is a messenger RNA of Zygotorulaspora mrakii, 759 nucleotides long. It is a transcript of the gene BNA7, whose product is annotated as arylformamidase. Lineage: Eukaryota; Fungi; Ascomycota; Saccharomycetes; Saccharomycetales; Saccharomycetaceae. Gene Ontology annotation, molecular function: arylformamidase activity. The record is from RefSeq and is a predicted model, not a curated record. Bases 1 to 759 code for a protein of 252 amino acids. The transcript has a single exon.